CGGGGGGCCGGCCGGGAGACGGCGCCGGGGGCGGCGCGCCCUGCUGCCCGCCGCGGGCCCCGGGGCACCGGGGCGCUGAGCAACAGUUGGCCCCGCCGCCGCCCAGCAUGAAAGUGUGCCGGCGGAAGGCGCUGGCGCUGUGCCUGGGCUACGCGCUGCUGCUGCUGCUCGCCGCGCUCAACCUGCUGGAGUACAAGUGGCGACGGGAGCCGCGGCGCUGCGGGGAGCCCCCGGCAGCCCCCCGCCACCACCCCCCGCCGCCGCCGCCGCCGGCCGGGAGCCGCGGCCCGGCGGGCGCCCGGCGGCAGCUGGUCUAUGUCUUCACCACCUGGCGCUCGGGCUCGUCCUUCUUCGGGGAGCUCUUCAACCAGAACCCCGAGGUCUUUUUCCUCUACGAGCCGGUGUGGCACGUCUGGCAGAAGCUGUACCCCGGUGACGCCGUGUCGCUGCAAGGGGCGGCCCGCGACAUGCUGAGCUCCCUGUACCGAUGCGACCUCUCCGUCUUCCAGCUCUACAGCACGGCCGGCGCCGGCAAGAACCUCACCACGCUCGGCAUCUUCGGGGCGGCCACCAACAAGGUCAUCUGCUCCUCGCCCCUCUGCCCGGCCUAUCGCAAGGAGGUGGUGGGUAUGGUGGACGACCGGGUGUGCAAAAAGUGUCCACCGCAGCGCCUCAGCCGCUUCCAGGAGGAAUGCCACAAGUACCACACGCUGGUCAUCAAGGGCGUACGCGUUUUUGACCUGGCCGUCCUCGCCCCGCUCAUGCGGGACCCGACCCUGGACCUCAAAGUCAUCCAUCUGGUGCGGGACCCCCGGGCCGUCGCCAGCUCCCGCAUCAAGUCCCGGCACGGCCUCAUCCGGGAGAGCCUGCAGGUGGUGAGGAGCCGGGACCCCCACAUCCACCGCAUGCCCUUCCUUGAUGCUGGCCACAAGCUGGGCGGGAAGAAGGAGGCGGGGGGCGGCUCGGACUACCAUGCCCUGGGUGCCAUGGAGGUCAUCUGCAGCAGCAUGGCCAAGACCCUGCAGACUGCUCUGCACCCCCCUGACUGGCUCCAGGGCAAUUACAUGGCCGUGCGCUACGAGGACCUGGUGGUGGAGCCCAUCAAGACCCUGCGGCAGGUGUACGGCUUUGUGAACCUGGCGGUCAGCCCGGAGAUGGAGAAGUUCGCCCUCAACAUGACCAGUGGCCCCGGCUACUCCUCCAAGCCGUUCGUGGUGUCGGCCAGGAACGCCACCCAGGCGCUGAGUGCCUGGAGGACUGCGCUCAGCUACCAGCAGAUCAAGCAGGUCGAGGAGUACUGCCACCAGCCCAUGGCCCUGCUGGGCUACGAGCGGGUCGGCAGCCCCGAGGAGGUGAAGGACCUCAGCAGAACGUUGCUCAGGAAGCCGCGGCUGUGACGGGGCAGCGGCGCCCGCCGGGCAGCCGGGGCUGCGGAGCCCGGGCAGGGGAGCCGCUCCGGCUGCCUUGAAGGGAGGGAGGGAGGGAGCCGGGAAAAGCAACCUGGUCUCCGAUUUCCUCCAAAGACUGCUGAAGGGUAACAUACAGCAAUGUGAUGAUUUCGUUCUUCCUUUUUAAUUUUUUUUUUUUUUUUUUUAUUACCCACCCCUUGCAUUGGGUUAGAUAUGAUUUAAAAAAAAAAAAAAAAUCAAGUGGAACUGAAAAUAUGUGUAAAGCCCCUUCCUCCUCCUCUAAAACAUCAGGCAGUUAAUCUGUACCAAAAUCGUGUUCAUGAAGUUCUUGAGGGUUUGAAGAUGGUAGCAAAAACUUGCACAAUUCCUAACACAUCUUUAUCUCCCUUAGUGUGGAGGGGAUGCCCUUGGAAAACAUAAUGCUGAAAAUCAGACUUUUGUAUGAAAGCAAAUGUUCAGACAUGAUAGUAAUAAAAGAAAAUAAUAAAUGAUAUUCAUUUUUAUAAUUACCUCAAUUGUUUGGGAAAUAGAGUGUUGCUUAUGUACAGCUGGAGGGGAUGCUUGCUUAAAAUAACAACAUGGACUUCUUAAAGGGUAUGGGUGGAGGGCUGGAGUGCAACAUUUGAUGUGUACAAAGAUCAGGAGCUGCUCUUGCAGGAACAGUACAGAUCUCGCAAGUGUAGUGCAGGUUGUAUGGCUAUGUCAAAGCAGGUUUCUAUUGAACUGUUGUCUUUUCAGUUGUAUUUAAAAAGUCUUUCAAGUGCCACUGUAUUAGUGUCCUAAGAGUUUAAAAACGUUUGCCAUCGCAGCAGUAUUUAUUUUUGUCUUGACAUGUAUGUCCAGGAGUCACUGUCAAAUAGAAGUGGAUUUACGGCGUGACAAGAAAUGCAGGAUUUAAAAAGACAUUUAUCAUUCUGGAAACAUUAGCAUGUGUGAAAACAAAAAUAAAAUUAUAUAUAUUAUAUAUAUUCUAUAGUGCUAACAAAACAUAUGUAAGAUAUUUCUUGACAUUGAUUGGUAACAGGCAUAGCAGGGAAGCAUAGAAAAAUGCAUAAAAUGAUUAAUUUUUUCCCUUUGUCUGUGUCUGAGGGUAUAUUUAUAUACUAAGAGGGAGGAAAUGUACAGCUGUGUGUUCAUGGCUGUAAUAGAGCUUUUAUGGAGCCAGCCCAGCGUUUGAUUUCAGAGUGCUGGUUGGAGACUCGUUGCCUGUGAAUUGUCAUUGCUCUGUGAUGGAGCCAGAUGGUGGUCUGGCUCUUUCUGGGAGCUCUGCCUAGAGUCUGUCCCAUCGUUAAAACUUGAUGAUUAAAAAAAAAAAAAAAGAAAAAAGAGAUUUUACUACUUCUGCUUUUAUAAUUUCUUGGAAAAAGUCCUGAUUUAUUAAAGGUUAAGUGGUGUGUUGCAUAUGAAAAGUGCAGACACCCUAAGUAGUUUUUAAUCUUGGUGUUCUCUGCUGCUCUUUGAAGGCUCAUUUUGGAACUUGAGUUUUUAAACAAAUGUAGUUUUGCCAAACAGUUCUCUUAGGAGACUACAGACUUUUCUACAGGAAGUACAUUUUACAUUGCCUAUUUGGGUGUUGUGCCUUCAGAAAAUGUGAAGAGUAUGAGUAGGAAAAAGGAGAUUGAUUUGUGAAAAUAAAUUAAUAUAAACAGGAUGCUGAUAAGUGUGUGUGUAUGUGUGGGUGUAUGUGUGAAAAUUUUAGUGAUGUGUAAUAUGUCUAUUUCUUGUAACUCAAAGAGCUGAUAACUGGCUACUAAGAUUUUUGAGUUCUUGAUGAAAUUUUGGCAUUAGAUGUUGAAUUUAUUCUGAAAAAGAAAAACAUUUAAUAAACUAGUUAAAAGAUUAUUGCA
Parus major (Great Tit) is the source of this 3256-nucleotide messenger RNA. It is a transcript of the gene CHST2, whose product is annotated as carbohydrate sulfotransferase 2. The record is from RefSeq and is a predicted model, not a curated record. The coding region runs from base 108 to 1397 and encodes 429 amino acids. The transcript has a single exon. Gene Ontology annotation, biological process: carbohydrate metabolic process; N-acetylglucosamine metabolic process; sulfur compound metabolic process. Gene Ontology annotation, molecular function: N-acetylglucosamine 6-O-sulfotransferase activity. Gene Ontology annotation, cellular component: Golgi membrane. NCBI's taxonomy places the organism in Eukaryota, Metazoa, Chordata, Aves, Passeriformes, Paridae.